CUUGGGUUGAAACCUAUAGCCGUAGGAAGCCAUGGCGAGCAAAAAGACUCGCUUUGGGAAUUUCUUUCGCUUCCUUUCACCGGGGUCUCCCUCGCGGCCUCCAUCACCUCCCAUAAGAUACCCCGAUUUCGACGGGAACGAGAGCCAGUCUCAACUGACGAGGGACUAUGAAGGACAAGAAGCAACGGCACAUCUACCUUCACCUCAAAUAUCCUCUGCUCUUGUCCCUGCCCGUCCUACAGCACUUCUUCCGAUCUCUACUUCGCCAAUGUAUCGUGAACAAGGAUACCAAGAGAAAUCAUAUUCUGCUCAGCAAACAUAUCCACUUCAGCAACAAUGUCAUGCGGAGAGAAGACAUCGCGCUCAGCAAUCCUACGCUUCUCAGCAAACAUACCGACAUCAUCCAACAAAUCCUGCCUAUUCAACCUCGGUACCAACAGCAUACGGCCAUGUUUGCCAGCUCUGCGUUGCCACAGAACGGUUUGCCAUCCGGCCAACUCGUUGUCCAUUCACAGGCGAGCAAAUCGGACUCCCAAACCCGCAGCAGGGCCCACGUUUUGCGACUAAAUCAUCAAUGUAUCGGUCACAACGGUCUCAUUUUGAGCCAGUCGAGUUUGUGGACGUACAGGCAGGAGAGGGAGACGACGAGAUCACGGAACAUGAGUUUAAUGGGGAAGAUUGGACUAGGCACACUUCGAGGGAGGAGCAUGUGGAGUAUAUCGGUGAUCGGAGGAGGAGAAUGAUAGAAGAUUGGAUGGAUAGGUAUAUUUAUGAGAGAUGUCCUGGAUGGGGAGAUCAAGCCCACCUUGAUGUCUGGCGGCGGUCGAGGUGGCAAGAGGGCCGAGGUUACGAAGGCAUGAGUGAAACUGAUGAAGCGAGUGAGGCUGAUGCCUGGAGGAUGUUGGAUGAAGUGUGGAGAGUAUGA
Molecule: messenger RNA, 925 nt
Organism: Cadophora gregata
Lineage: Eukaryota; Fungi; Ascomycota; Leotiomycetes; Helotiales; Ploettnerulaceae
Exons: 1
Coding region: 32-925 (297 amino acids)
Source: RefSeq, a predicted model, not a curated record